This is a messenger RNA of Nymphalis io (European peacock), 1689 nucleotides long. Its product is annotated as organic cation transporter protein. Bases 69 to 1631 code for a protein of 520 amino acids. NCBI's taxonomy places the organism in Eukaryota, Metazoa, Arthropoda, Insecta, Lepidoptera, Nymphalidae. The record is from RefSeq and is a predicted model, not a curated record. Gene Ontology annotation, cellular component: membrane. The transcript is spliced from 8 exons. Gene Ontology annotation, molecular function: transmembrane transporter activity. Gene Ontology annotation, biological process: transmembrane transport.
UGGACAGUAUUUAUGACCGCACACUUUAUGAGAUUGGAAAUGAGGGCAAAUAUCAAAAACGUUUUGAGAUGACAUAUCUCGUAAUAUUUUUAGGAUUUUGGGGUAUGACAUAUAUGAAUAUGAUUCUCUCCCUUGCAAUCACACCACAUAUGUGUAAAGUUCCAGAGAAACCGGGAAAUAUUAGUGACCUGGAUUGGAAAAUAAUAAAUAUACCAAGGUAUGAAGAUACUAUUACGAAGCAAACUAAAUUCGAAAAUUGUCUAAUUUAUGCCAACCCAAACAAAAAUAAUAACACUAAGGCAUGUCAAGAAUACACUUAUGAUAAUACUUGGUACGAUACGACGGUGCCAUCAGAAAAUAAUUGGGUGUGCGACAAAGAAUUGAAUGUCGCCAAUAUAUUGGCCUAUAGCAAAGUUGGAGAUAUUAUUGGAUCAAUUUUUUUCGGCUGGUUUAGUGACGUAUAUGGCCGACGGUAUACAUACAUAAUUUCAGUAACGAUGUUGAUAUUUGGUCGCUUAAUUUCUUUCGUAGCAGGAAAUUCUUAUAUCAUAUUUACUAUUGGCUGUUUCAUUGGGAAUUUACCAUCUUGGUCAGCACCACAAAACGUUACUUCCAUAGCCAUAGAAAUGACUUCAACAAGACGCCGCUCUAUUAUUGCUAGUUUACGCUUUACAGCUUAUAGUACCGGCCUCUUUGUGAUGGGCUUAUUAUAUUGGUGGAUCAGGGACUGGAGAAUGUUUACUAUAGUUACAACAGCUCCUUUAAUUCCUUUUCUAAUAAUUUCGUGGAGAAUGAUCGAAUCUCCUCGAUGGUUAUACACGCAAGGUAGAUUACAUGAAUCAUUAGAUCAACUAAAGAAAAUAGCAAAAGUUAAUAAAAAAAAAAUCGAGGACAGCACAGAAAAAGAGAUGUUGAGCGCAAAUUUGAGCGAAAAACCUCAAUCUUUUGGUGUAAUGAUGUUGUUCUCAUCAAAACAACUUACAAUAAAUACCAUAUUACAGGGCAUAAUUUGGAUUGUUUCUUCGUUGAGCUAUGUGCUGUUAUUAAUGAGAUCGGGAGAAAAAACAGACGGAAAUCCAUUCCUUGAUUUCGCUUGGCAAUCAUUAAUAGAAGUGCCUGCAGUCUAUCUAGCUACUUGGCUUGCAGAUAAAAUUGGUCGCCGUUAUACAGGAAUGGUAUCAAUCGGAGUUACCGCAGCUAUGUGGACAAGUAUAGCUAUUAGAGAAAAUAGCGCAGGAGGUUGGAUUCGUGAAUGGUGGAUGGGAACUUUAUUGAACAUUGUUGCCAGAUUAGCAACAACUGUGACAUUUUUUAUAAUUAAUUUGCUAAACAUGGAACUUUAUCCAACUUGUAUUAGACAAACGGGGACAGCUUUAGGAAAUAUUGUAGCUGGAAUAACUUCAGUAGUUGCUCCUUAUGUACUGUAUUUGGGACGGCGAAUUGACCCAAGGUUACCUGGUAUUAUUUUGACAGCUACAUGUUUACUGGGUAUUCUAGCAUCGUAUUUGCUACCCGAAACCUUAAAAGCUAAAUUACCGGAAACAUUAGAAGAAGCCCAAGCAUUUGGACGUAAAAAUAAAAGGAUUGAUUCGAGACAAUUAAAACCUUUAAAAGCAUCACAAAAUGUGUGAUAUACGAAGAGCAAACUACUUUUUAAUUUACUCGAAUAUUUACUAAAAAUGUAUCAAA